CUUGUGUCUAUUCUAAGAUGGCGCUGUAAAAGCCAAGGUUUGUUUUCCAUGGGUGCAAAGUAUGUUUAAGUGCAUUAACCGAACUGCCCAGUAUACCAGAUAUCUCCAGUCAGCAGGUACCGGUUUCCAUCUUAACCAAGAUUUUAGGCUGGUGUCAUCCUUGCCACUCAGAAUGACCGACCCGGCUGUGAAGAGGGUGGUUAGUGACAUAAUUCGCUCUCCCGAGGACAAACGGGUUUACAGGGGCCUAGCGUUUACCAAUGGCCUUAAGGCCAUGCUCAUCAGUGACCCAACAACAGACAAAUCCUCAGCUGCUUUGGAUGUCCACAUAGGUUCAUUAUCGGACCCAGGGAAUAUCUCGGGCCUGGCGCACUUUUGUGAGCACAUGCUGUUCCUGGGAACAAAGAAGUAUCCAAAGGAGAAUGAGUACAGCCAGUUCCUCAGCGAGCAUGCCGGCAGCUCCAAUGCCUUCACCAGUGGAGAGCAUACCAACUACUACUUUGAUGUAUCCCAUGAGCACUUGCAAGGAGCGCUAGAUAGAUUUGCCCAGUUCUUUUUGUGCCCACUGUUUGAUGAGAGCUGUAAGGACCGCGAGGUGAAUGCUGUGGACUCGGAGCAUGAGAAGAACCUUAUGAAUGAUGCCUGGAGGCUGUUUCAGUUGGAGAAGGCCACUGGCAACCCCAACCACCCCUUCAGUAAAUUUGGAACAGGUAACAAAUUGACUCUUGAAACCAGACCAUCCAAAGAUGGGGUUGACAUCCGUCAAGAGCUCCUGACAUUUCACUCUACAUAUUACUCUUCUAACCUCAUGGGACUGUGUGUGUUAGGAAGAGAAUCAUUGGAUGAGUUGACUUCCAUGGUGGUUAACCUUUUUGGAGAAGUGGAGAACAAGAAUGUGCCUAUCCCAGAAUUCCCUGAGCACCCCUUCCAGGAAGAACACCUCAGACAAUUCUACAAAGUGGUGCCUAUCAAAGACAUCAGGAACCUGUAUGUGACCUUCCCCAUCCCGGACCUACAGAAGUACUACAAGUCUAACCCAGGGCAUUAUCUGGGACAUCUGAUUGGCCAUGAAGGACCUGGAAGUUUGUUGUCUGAGCUAAAAUCUAAAGGCUGGGUGAACACACUUGUUGGAGGGCAGAAAGAAGGAGCCAGAGGAUUCAUGUUCUUUAUCAUCAAUGUGGAUCUGACUGAGGAGGGCCUCUUGCACGUUGAGGACAUCAUUUUCCACAUGUUCCAAUAUAUCCAGAAACUGCGAACUGAGGGGCCGCAGGAGUGGGUGUUUGAGGAGUGCAAGGAUUUAAACAAAGUGGCCUUCAGGUUCAAGGACAAGGAGAGACCCCGUGGCUACACUUCCAAAGUGGCCGGUUUACUACAUUACUACCCUCUUGAAGAGGUUCUGGCAGCAGAGUACCUUUUGGAGGACUUCAGACCAGAUCUGAUCGAGAUGGUGCUGGAUAAGCUGAGACCAGAACAUGUCAGAGUUGCAGUGGUGUCAAAGUCAUUUGAAGGGCAAACAGACAAGACAGAAGAAUGGUAUGGCACGCAGUACAAACAGGAAGCCAUCUCUGAAGAGUCCAUGGAGAAAUGGGCAAAUGCAGACCUCAAUGGCAAGUUCAAAUUACCAAUGAAAAAUGAGUUCAUCCCCACCAACUUCGAGAUCUACCCUCUGGAGAAAGACCCUCCAUCAGUCCCCACUUUAAUCAAGGACACUGCCAUGAGCAAGGUGUGGUUCAAGCAGGAUGACAAGUUCUUUCUGCCCAAAGCAUGCCUGAACUUCGAGUUCUUCAGUCGCUACCUAUAUGCAGAUCCCCUGCACUGCAACAUGACCUACUUGUUACUCAGGUUACUGAAGGAUGAUUUAAAAGAGUAUACAUAUGCAGCCCGCCUGGCCGGGCUGGUGUAUGGCGUAGCCUCAGGGAUGAAUGCCAUCCUCCUGUCUGUUAAAGGUUACAGUGACAAACAGCACAUCCUGCUGAAGAAGAUCAUUGAAAAAAUGGCCACCUUUGAGAUAGAUGAGAAGCGCUUCGACAUUAUCAAGGAAGCGUACAUGAGGUCUUUGAAUAACUUCAGAGCUGAGCAGCCUCACCAGCACGCCAUGUACUACCUCCGUCUACUAAUGACUGAGGUUGCUUGGACCAAAGAUGAGCUCAGAGAGGCCCUGGAUGAUGUAACUCUCCCACGCCUCAAGGCCUUCAUACCUCAGCUAUUGUCACGGUUACAUAUUGAAGCUCUUCUCCAUGGCAACAUCACCAAGGAGUCUGCUCUUGGCAUGAUGCAAAUGGUGGAGGACACGCUCAUUGAGCACGCUCACACGAAGCCCCUCCUCCCGAGCCAACUGAUUCGCUACAGAGAGGUGCAGGUUCCAGAUGGAGGCUGGUAUGUUUACCAGCAGAGAAAUGAGGUGCACAACAACUGUGGCAUUGAGAUCUACUACCAGACAGAUAUGCAGACCACCCAUGACAACAUGCUGCUGGAGCUGUUUUGUCAGAUCAUCUCUGAGCCCUGCUUCAACACACUGAGAACCAAAGAGCAGCUGGGCUACAUUGUGUUCAGCGGGCCCCGGCGGGCUAAUGGAGUCCAAGGGCUGCGCUUUAUCAUGCAGUCGGAGAAAGCGCCCCACUACCUGGAGAGCCGCGUGGAGGCUUUCCUCUGCACCAUGGAGAAGGCUGUGGAGGAGAUGGGCGAGGAAGCCUUCCAGAAACACAUCCAGGCCCUGGCCAUCCGCCGCCUGGACAAGCCUAAGAAGCUGUCCGCUGAGUGCGCCAAGUACUGGGGGGAGAUCAUCUCUCAGCAGUAUAAUUUUGACAGAGAUAACAUUGAAGUGGCAUAUUUGAAGACUUUGACAAAAGAAAAUAUAAUGCAAUUCUACAGAGAACGACUGACGGUCGACGCCCCGAAGAGACACAAGGUGUCCGUACACGUCCUGUCCAGAGAGAUGGACUCCUGUCCAAUAGUGGGAGAGUUCCCUGCUCAGAAUGAUGUCAACCUGGCUCCUGCUCCCUCCCUGCCACAGCCCACGUUGGUUCAGGACAUGACGGAGUUCAAGAGGAGCCUGCCUCUGUUCCCUCUGGUCAAACCUCACAUCAACUUCAUGGCUGCCAAACUGUGAGUGAGUCCGGCAGGUCGACACGCAGCAGCAGCACGGGGGCGCCGGGGGAGGGCGGCUGCGAGGGACCCCGCUCAGUUUCCCACCUACAUAUCCCCCACCAUCCUCCUCCUCCUCCCAUCAGGAAGACUCUUAUCUGACUGAGCCUGCGUGAGUGUGUGUGUGUGUUUGUGUGGGUGCGUGUAUGCGCGUGUGUGUGUGUGCACGUGCAUGUGCACGUGUGGCAGGCUGGGGCCACUAGAAGAGAUGCUUGGAAACAAAUGCGUGUAUUUGAAUCACAAAGUUAGCCGUGGUUGUCAACAUAGCUGUGAUAACAAUAGAGGUCACACCAGACUCACCUCAUGUUCAAAUCUCUAAAAGGAGAUGAAACACUCACACGCAUCACAAUACUGUGUAGGUUGUUGUAGAAGAUAUAGAAACAACCUGAAAAAAAAAAAAAGAUGAGGGCCAGAUCCCUUUAAACAAGUUUGAGUAUACUGCAGAAGCUUCACACUAGGAGGCGUUUUAUUUGAAUUAUUCAGACAUGCUGCUUGGAGAAUGGAUAGCUGGUUUAUUGUGAUGAGCUGUGGGCUGCAGAGGUUGACCACACUAGGUCCAUGAAGGUCUCCUCUUUUUAUUUGUCGGACUGCUUUGUUUGCCAUGUAACUCUGGGAGGCACCGCGACUCUCCUGAAAACGUUAUCACAAAAGACGCACUCGGUUCAAACGGAACAUUUUAUUCAAAUUUAUGCAUUUCUGAAGAAUAUCUGCCUUUAUAAUUACGGUUUUAAUCCUCGCUGCUUUUGAAUUUUUUUAUAAUUUUAUUUUUUUGCUUGUAAACUGGUAAAAUGUUGGGACCCUUUGAGGAGCUGUUUUUAAAUUGCUAAUCACAGAGAACCAUGCCCGUGGAAAUGAGUUUUUAUUUUUUAUUGCAUUUUACAGUAGUGUGUGAUUCAGACAUCUCAGGGGUACCUCCAUGCUGUUUUAUUUUUACAUUAAAUUUUAUUAGUGAGUGAUUAAAAUACAAAACACUUUUAUCAGUCUGUCAUCUGCAUCAGAAGUUUGUUCACUAAAUGUGAUCAAACACUUUUUAGUCUCCAAGUUUUUUUGUAGAACUCAAAGGACUUAUUGGCUGUAGAGAUGAACAGUUUUAUUUUUGCUCUCUGUGUCUGCAUGUGAGACAUUCUGCAGCUUGUGCCUUUCCAGGGGGGCAUCAAUUACUUUGUAUCUGGCUGCUCUUGGUCUGAUCCGGGGCAGAAUCCUGGAAGAUCUGACACCCCCAACCCACCCACCGCCACCAACCCCACCCCCAAAAAAAAAAAAAAAAAAAAAAUGCUGGACUGUGCACCGGCUCUUACAGCGUAGAUCAAAAAACAAAAAGCAGCUAGACUUUUUCUGACAGGAAAUAUUACACUUAUGAAGGGGAGGGUUAGAGAAAAGCUCCGGUCUGGAUUUCUUUCUGAAUAUAUGCACUUCUCUCUCAAAGCAAUAACUUCAGUGAUGUAGACGGUGAACAGUGUGAGGCAGAAUGAGAUGUAGCCCAGAGGAGCUGGAUCCACACUGGUCCCAGGCUCCGGCCUAAACCGCGGAGAGGACUGUGUCUGUUCUGCGUGAAUAGUGAUGUCAGUGCCGUGCAAGCGUGACCUGCUCUCAGGUGCUAACUUAAAAAAAAAAAAAACUAAAAAAAAAAAAAAACACUGCUGGUAGAGCUGCCAACCACUCUCUUCAAACAGCCAAAAAAAGAGUUAGGAUUUAUUUUUUCCCCGUCUCUCCUCCACCACACCUGCGCUCAGGUCUAGUUCAUCGCUCACUCACUCGAUGCUGCGAAGAUUUAAAGCGUGACUUCAGGUUGGAAAGUUGUAAGGCAGGACCUGUAGGACUGUGCUGUAUCUAAAGCUUCUUCAAUGUUUUCCAGCAUUUUACUACGUCACAUCAAAACAACUUCAAUCUUUUUAAAUUUUCAAAUGAGACCCUGUGUCAUCGUAAACUGCUACUGCGUUAAAAGGCACUAUUACCUUGUGGUUAAAACCCAAAGACAACCAGCAGCAGGAGCAGCAGCUUGCCUUAGGUCGUCUCUCACUCCCACAGGCAGUAGCUCGACGGCGUCUGCGGCAGUGACGAAGCCGUUUCCAUGCAGUGUUCGGAAGAAACUGGCAGCAUCACAUAUCAGGCUUGGAUGGGCCAUGCACUGUUUACCUUGUGAAGUACCUAGUGAUCGGUUUACAUUUAGAAAAUCAGAAGCUUUUUUAAUUUCUGGAUGUCUCUGGCAACACGGGACUGCGAUUGGCUGGUUGGGUUCAUGGGCUGAUGAUAAGAGUGCUGAUGUUUUUGAGUUUUUUCAUUGUCUCCUGUGUGUUUCUAAUUAAUAAACAAUUGAAUGGAA
Molecule: messenger RNA, 5467 nt
Organism: Seriola aureovittata
Lineage: Eukaryota; Metazoa; Chordata; Actinopteri; Carangiformes; Carangidae
Gene: ide
Product: insulin-degrading enzyme
Exons: 25
Coding region: 62-3109 (1015 amino acids)
Biological process (GO): peptide catabolic process
Cellular component (GO): mitochondrion; cytosol; peroxisomal matrix
Molecular function (GO): metalloendopeptidase activity; metal ion binding
Source: RefSeq, a predicted model, not a curated record